GCCUCACAGAAGUUACAUCAGUCAGUCCGCCAGAUUUCUCUUUGUUCUAAAUCAUGUGGAGCCUUUAUAGCGGUCAGAAAUAUCUUAUGUAUGGACACAUUGAAGGGUUUUCUAAUGGAAGCUUUAUUAACGGGUCCCGUCUGUGGAUUUUGUCUCACUAUAAUGUUAGUUGCACUGUGUCGCUUAAGAGCAUGGCAAAAAGCAUUAUUAUGCAUACACUUACAUGAUUUAAAAAAUUGUGAAGAUCCGGCAAUGGAUAGCAUAUGUAAACGACGUUCAUGUAAACUAUUCGAUAAAUCUUUCCUUGCUAUGGAUACCGCAACAGAAGUAGAAUCAGAUGCUGACGAGCUAAGCAAGAAUGCUGAACAGUAUAAAAACUUGACAAUAGCAACGCUUAAGCAUUUAAUGAAAAGAAACAAAAUUAGAGCCUGCUGCUUGCUUUUUAAAUUACUAAAAGCGAAACGCACAUCAAGAAGAAAGUAUAUGAAAAGACUUUACAAUAUCAAUCCAAAUUUUGCAAAAAAGAAACCAUUAAUAAUUACAUAA
Messenger RNA from Hyposmocoma kahamanoa, 546 nucleotides. RefSeq lists its product as uncharacterized. The transcript has 4 exons. The record is from RefSeq and is a predicted model, not a curated record. The coding region runs from base 91 to 546 and encodes 151 amino acids. Lineage: Eukaryota; Metazoa; Arthropoda; Insecta; Lepidoptera; Cosmopterigidae.